Messenger RNA from Silurus meridionalis, 1155 nucleotides. RefSeq names its product crystallin, alpha A (gene cryaa). The transcript has 3 exons. Lineage: Eukaryota; Metazoa; Chordata; Actinopteri; Siluriformes; Siluridae. Gene Ontology annotation, molecular function: protein folding chaperone; structural constituent of eye lens. The coding region runs from base 203 to 724 and encodes 173 amino acids. Gene Ontology annotation, biological process: protein refolding; response to heat; lens development in camera-type eye. The record is from RefSeq and is a predicted model, not a curated record.
CUUUAUAUAAAGACAGACUGUGGCUAUUCAGGGUAGCACACACCUUACGACAACCCUGUCUGCGCUUGGAUCCUUGCACAGACUCCAUUUAACUCCCUUUUCAACACUUAUUCUUUUUAAGCAGGCUCUUUUGAGUGUCUUUUCGAACACAAAGACUCAAAAUUGGACCAAGCUUGACCAAGCAACAUCAAGCUGAGUAAUUAUGGAUAUUGCCAUUCAGUACCCAUGGUUCAGACGUGCCCUGAACAGCCCCUCUCGCCUUUUUGACCAGCUCUUUGCAGAAGGUCUAUUUGAUCAUGACCUCUUCCCUUUCAUGUCAUCCACCAUCAGCCCUUACUAUCGCCACUCCCUCUUCCGCAGCUUUUUGGACUCCUCCAACUCUGGAAUUUCUGAGGUGAGGUCUGACAGGGACAGGUUCAUGGUUUAUCUGGAUGUUAAGCACUUUUCCCCUGAGGAGCUCAAUGUAAAAGUGUCAGAUGACCACGUGGAGAUUCAGGGCAAGCAUGGGGAGAGACAGGAUGACCAUGGCUACAUCUCACGAGAGUUCCGCCGCCGAUACAGUCUACCCUCUAAUGUUGAUCAGUCAGCCAUCACCUGUACACUUUCAAGUGAUGGCCUGCUCACCAUUUGUGGCCCAAAAACAGGUGGCUCAGAUUAUGGCCAUGGAGAUCGCACCAUUCCCAUCACCCACGAUGGCAAACCCAAUCCUGCCCCUUCCUCUUAGAAAUGUGGAUGUGGGGUCAUGCACAUGGCUCAGCAGGGGCUCUAAUUGUUGAGAUGAUUCUAAUGUAGUAUAAUGGUGAGAAAUAGAUUAAAAUAGAAUGAAAGGGCAGUAGUUAGAAAGUUCUUUUAGAUCUGACCACUCGAAAAUUAGGAAGCUGAUUUACAUUUCUGCAAAAAAAUUUCAAACAAGAAUAAAUAUGUUCGGAUGCAAACUUAGUUUCUGUGAAGUAUGGUUGUGAUGGUGCAUGAGGUUCUAUACAAUCCAGCCUCUUAACUCUUCUUCCCUACCUGUGUAUGAACUUUUCUCUCUUUAGAUUGUGUGUCACCUGGCCUUCUCUGCUCUCUCUUCUAACCUUGUUCUAAAGAAAUGCCCCUCACCCAAGGCAUGUACAAAAAAUAUAUUAUCUCAAUAAAUUUGUAUUAUUAACCAAA